Molecule: messenger RNA, 2183 nt
Organism: Chrysemys picta bellii (western painted turtle)
Lineage: Eukaryota; Metazoa; Chordata; Testudines; Emydidae
Product: sulfotransferase 6B1-like
Biological process (GO): sulfation
Cellular component (GO): cytoplasm
Molecular function (GO): sulfotransferase activity
Source: RefSeq, a predicted model, not a curated record
ACAAAUUAAGCACUGACCAAUACUGGUGAGAGCCCGGUGUAGCUAACAGGCUGCAGUUACAUGCAGACACUCAAGGUGUGGCUUGCAUGCUGGGAGACUGUUUGUGAGUGGCCCAGGUAGGAGCUGCUACGGCAAGGCAUCAUAAGGCACCCAAGGUUGCAGGGCAGGUAUGACACAACCCCCACUAGUCUGGAUUCUGCCACGGUAUGUCACAACUGGACAUAGUAAAAUUGAUUUCUGACCUAUAUCUUAAGUGUGGAGUCUCUGAAGAAUACUGGUGAAUGGGCUUGAUUGGAUUCCCUUGUUGAGUCCCUUGUGGACAGUAACAGAUUUUAUGUGGAGGGUUAAUAUUAGAUACUGGAGUAUCCAGCCUUUACAGAGAGGGCUGUUUUGUUGGUUUUACUUAAAACCCUAACUUGGUUAUCAGUAUUAGUCUUAUAGGAAAAAGAUAGGCACAAUCUUUACUAUGAAGAGAUCCCAAUCUCUCUGUUGUAAAACCGCUGUAAUCCUGAAAGCCUGAGAAGCAAUUAACCCAUCUCCCUUUAGUCUUCUCUCUUUCCUGUUAUUGUGGUGAUUCAUCCAGCUUUACAACUUCUAGUUCUCACGCAAACAGCAGCAUGAUUCUACAUGAGCAAUUCCCAGGUUGCAUACGAGAUUGCAUAAGAGAUCACUUUACCUUAGGUGGAAACUUAACAGCAGGGGGUUAGGUAGGUGAAAGAGUGUUAUCAUUCCACAAGGAGGCUGAGGGGCUGAACAAGCACAAUUUGUUUCUCCCCCUUAUCCCACUAGCAGUUUCUGUUUACUUUCUCCUCCCAUUACUAUUCAUGCCAAAGAAAAGCGGAAGUUAAGUGUAAUCCUCAACACUGGCUGAAAUCAGUUACAGUUCAUGAUCAAGAGUUCACACGCACGCACGCACCCUGAGUUUGUAAUUCAAGACUUCUCUUAGUUGUGAUUUCCCUCAUUGGGCAAGAGAGAGACAGGGUGAGGCAACAGAUAAGCCAGUGAGUUCAUAUGUCAGAGUUCCUCAUCAGCCUCUUCCUAGAGACAUUGUUUAAGGGCAGAGUCUGGCAAAAGGUAAAGCAAACUCCAACCAUGGCUAUGGACAACUUUGUUAGGGAAAUAGACAAAGCUUUUGAUGCAGCUAAAGGGAAAAAACCUGAGGAGCUGCUGGUCACGUACAAGGGGGUGCUAUACCCUAGUGGGAUGUGUCGCCCUGAGACCUUCCAAGCAUUGGACAUCAUGGAAGUUAGAAAAGAUGAUGUGUUCCUAGUUGCUUAUCCUAAAUGCGGAACAAAUUGGGUUCAACACAUUUUAAAUGACUUGACAUCUGCAGUUUCAAACAAUAAGGAGGAGGUACCACCAAGAGAGCAUAUUCAAAUGCUGGAAUUUGGAGUGCCAGAAAAAUUUCAGAAAAUAAAAAGUCUUCCUUCGCCACGUGUUUUUACCACACAUCUCCAUUAUGAUAAUAUUCCCAAGGCUGUUUUUGGGACUAAAGCAAAGGUACUGGUGGUAUUUCGAAAUCCAAAAGAUGCAGCUGUAUCCUAUUACCACUUCUACAACAAAAAUCCUGGGCUUCCAAAUGUCAGCUCGUGGGAUGAGUUCUUUCAGAAGUUCAUGAGUGGAGAAGUCUGCUGGAGCUCAUAUUUUGACCAUGCUCUUGCCUGGAACGAACACAUGGAUGAAGAGAAUAUCAUGAUCAUCACAUAUGAAGAAAUAAAAGAGAACUUACUUGGAAGAGUGAAACAAAUAGCUGAAUUUUUGGGGUUCUCUCUGCCUGAGGAGAAGAUUCAGUCUAUUGCAGAGAAUGCCACAUUCGAAUCAAUGAGCAAUAAAUCCCAAGAAACACAUGGCAAAUUUGGUUCCAUCAUUUUCAGAAAAGGUGCUGUUGGAGAUUGGAAGAAUCUGUUCACUGAGGCUCAAAGCCAAGAAAUGGAUGCCAAAUUUGAAGAAUGUUUAGCAGGAACAAAACUGGGAGCCAGGCUAAAAUAUGAUAAAUACUGCAAAUACUAAAUCUUUGACUAUCAGAAUAACAUUAGCAUUUACUCAGAGACAUCAUCUAUUUUUCUACCUUUUGUUUGAGAAUGCAGAGAUUAAAAUAAUUAGACUUUCACGCAAGGAUUUGCACACAAAAAAACAAAAAACAACCAAACCUGAGAUACAAUAAAUAAGGCUAGUGGUCCAAA